Molecule: messenger RNA, 1779 nt
Organism: Phyllopteryx taeniolatus (common seadragon)
Lineage: Eukaryota; Metazoa; Chordata; Actinopteri; Syngnathiformes; Syngnathidae
Gene: tm6sf2a
Product: transmembrane 6 superfamily member 2a
Exons: 10
Coding region: 170-1303 (377 amino acids)
Biological process (GO): lipid homeostasis; regulation of lipid metabolic process
Cellular component (GO): endoplasmic reticulum-Golgi intermediate compartment membrane; endoplasmic reticulum membrane
Source: RefSeq, a predicted model, not a curated record
GGCGUUGAUUCAUCACUGACCAAAAGGCAACGUCACCAGUGAUCAACCUGCACAACCGGAGUUGACACCGGGGUCUGGCAUGUGUCCACUCGUUACUGUGCGACGUUAGGGCAGCAGCUGGGGGAUAUUUGUGUCUGGACUCUCAAAGAGCAACAGCUGAGCGUGGACCAUGAGGCUGCCUGAGGAAGUAUGCGUGUUGGGCCUCUCCCUUCUGGCUCCUGCAGUUUUGUACACCAUGAACAAUGUCCCUGCACUCCAGGAGCCUUUGCUCAUCCUGGGAAUUGGAGUAGCUGUCUUGGGAUCCGUUCUUCUUCUACACCACCUCCUAACUGUGCGACAUAAAAAGACGGUGGAUCCUUUAUUUUACGUGUUUGCUGAGUUUUCCUUCACUUGUCUGGUGGGCCUGACUAAUGCACUGGAGCAGGAUGGCUUCAUAUCUGGCUUCAUGGGCUUCUACAUCAAGAUGGGUGAGCCUCAUCUGAGGACUGCGUAUGCCGUGAUGAUGUCAUACUGGGAAGGCGUUGUUCACUUUUUUCUCUUCUUAAUCAUCAUCCACCGCAUAUUCAGAGGGAAGUCCUACCGCAGCCUGGCACUGCUUUGGGUGGGAUCCUCCAUCGCGCAUCAACUUGUUCACAUCCCUGGAGUGGUUGUAGGUAAACAUGGAUCCAAUAUCCGUCCAGCUUUUUGGAGGAACAUUCCCUUCUUUUUAGCACCUUUCUGGGCAGCUUUCAUCCUUUUUAACAGGCCCAGACAGAUGCCAAUCAUCACGGCAGACAAGAUCACAACCCAACAAAAGAAAAGUCUACUAUCUCGUCCUCUUGACCUGCAGCUCACAGUGUUGCUACUCGGAGCUGUGGCCUUCUCUGUUUUUCGAGGCUUUGUGGUGCUGGAUUGUCCUCUAGAUUUGUGCUUCAAAUACAUUUAUCAGUUUGAGCCAUACCUCAAAGAUCCUGUGGGCUUCCCCAGAGUCAUGAUGCUGGUUUAUUUGUUCUACGCUGUGCCCCUGCUGACAGUCGUCAUCUAUGGUCUUAUAAGACCAGGCUGCAGCUGGAUGCUGGACUGGACUCUCUUCCUUGCUGGUGCCACCGCCCAGGCCCAGUGGUGCCACAUCGGAGCAUCUCUACACUCCCGCACCCCCUUCACAUACAGAGUCCCAACAGACAAAUUGUGGACUGUUAUCACCUUCAACGUGCUGCUUGCUGUUGUGCCUACUCUGCUGGCUCUCCACUGCCACAACAGUCCCGCUUAUUUCAUGAAACCUGUUCCCAAAGGACAGAGCAAUAGCAACAAGAAGAAAAACUAGACCACACAGAAGCCAAGGGUUCUCCAGAUACACAUUUUGUCAAGACUAAUGCCUCAUGGAAAACCCUCUUCGCACACUGCAUGUUCAAGCCCCCGAACCUGGAGGAAAGUUGCAAGCAUGUUUCUGUGAGUGGCCCUGUGCAGCACUCCCUGUGUGGACUGUUGGACCCUGAUAAGGUCUUUAAUGGGGGUUGAGGACUUGAUGAGCUAGCACAGCUUUCAGGUGACUCAUGCAAACAUCCACAUGCGGUCUAGCCACAUCUUAAUCAGUCAUUGACUAAAUUAAACAAGAACACCACUUUAUUUUUUGGUACCAAGACAAACAUAUUUACUGGAUUUACAGAUCAGAAUCAUUUUAAACGAAGCGAAAGUGUACAUAAAGGUAAAUGUUCAAGGGACGACCAAGUCACAAAUCCAAGAAAUGACUCAGUAUUGCAAUUCUUAAUAUUGAACAAUAAAGGUGACUAUUACUAAGUA